This is a messenger RNA of Cynocephalus volans (Philippine flying lemur), 5368 nucleotides long. Its product is annotated as zinc finger protein 501-like. The record is from RefSeq and is a predicted model, not a curated record. The coding region runs from base 67 to 1458 and encodes 463 amino acids. Gene Ontology annotation, molecular function: DNA-binding transcription repressor activity, RNA polymerase II-specific. The transcript has a single exon. Gene Ontology annotation, biological process: negative regulation of transcription by RNA polymerase II. NCBI's taxonomy places the organism in Eukaryota, Metazoa, Chordata, Mammalia, Dermoptera, Cynocephalidae.
ACCUGGGCUAAGACUGAACAUUUGACUUUAAAACAAAUAAUUUCUUAUAAAAACAAAUCCUGUGGCAUGGUAUCAGAUGAAUAUUGGCGAGGGGAACCUGAUUUUCAAGAUACCUGCAAGACAGAUGGCAAGUUAGAGAGACAUAGAGAAAAUUUCACAAAGGAUGAAAUGAAUAAAAAUGAGAGAGAUGCUGUGAAGGAGAUAGUUAAUAAUGAAAAACUUCCUAUAGAAAAUACAAGCCAUCCACAAAAGAAAUCAGAAAAAAAUGUUAGUGUUAGUUCUCAGCAUGAAACACAUCUGCAAGUUCCAGCUGUACAGAUUUCCUACAAAUCUAAUUUAUGGGACAAACAUUGCAGUUACAGUUCAGACUCUUCUCAGCAUCAGAAAAACUCAGCUGGAGGAAAGCCAUAUCAGUGUAAGGAGUGUGACAAAGCCUUUAGCCUUAACUCCACUUUUGUUCGGCACCAAAGGAUCCACAGUAAAAAGCGAACCUAUGUGUGCAAGGAGUGUGGCAAGGCAUUCUGGGGCAAGUACCAAUACACAGCACACCAGCGAAUUCACACUGGAGAGAAGCCUUAUCAGUGUAAGGAGUGUGGGAAAGCUUUUACUUUCAACUCCAGUUUUAUACAUCACCAAAGAAUACACACUGGGGAGCGACCCUAUGUGUGUAAAGAGUGUGGCAAGGCAUUCUGGGGCAACUCCCAGUACACAGCACAUCACCGAAUUCACACUGGAGAGAAGCCUUAUCAGUGUAAGGAGUGUGGGAAAGCUUUUACCUUUAAUUCCAGUUUUAUACAUCACCGAAGGAUCCACACUGGGGAGCGACCCUAUGUAUGCAAAGAGUGUGGCAAAGCUUUUCGUGUGAACUCACAGCUCAAUAAUCAUCAAUUGCUACACACUGGAGAGAGACCCUACCAAUGUCCAGAGUGUGGGAAAAGCUUCACCCGGAAUUCAAACCUUGUCCAGCAUCAGAAAAUUCACUCUGGAGAGAAAAACUAUCAAUGUAAGGAGUGUGGGAAGGCCUUCAGGCAGAAAAGCAAUUUAAAUCGACAUCAACGAAUCCACCCUUGCAAGACAAAUUUCAAAAAGAGUUCAGGAUUAGAGCAGCACCAGAGACUCCAUGAUAGGGAAGGGCGCUAUGAAUGUAAGGAUUGUGGGAAAGUCUUUAUUCGGAAUUCAAAUUUUAUUCGCCAUCAGAGCAUUCACUCACGAGAGAAACUUUUAAAUGAAAUUGUUGGUUCCUGUAUCCCACAAGUGCAGGUUACUAGGCCCUCCCCUUCUUUGCCUGGUCAUAUCAAUCCAGCCGUCUGUCUUGCCACUCCCCAGGGGGCUCCCUCUGCUCCAGCCAGUUCUUUUUCCCCACUGUCUAUACCACACACCCUUUCACUUUCUACCUCAGAGCCCUUACUCUUUCUCCUCCCCCAGAUGCCCUCUCCUCUUCUCUCCCCCUUUCUGUGAUCUCUUUCCUGGACUUACGUAGGCCCUUUGAAGUUUGCAACUUUGAUACUGCCUUUUGCACUCAGUCUUACACACACCCUCACACACCUUGCAUUGUUACCUACCUGUAGAUAGCUGCAGUACUUUUGCUAAUCAGAUAUAUGCUGGGGUGUUCCCCUCCCCCUCAACCCUGAAGAGGACUCAGGAUUUUUUUGUCUGUUGCAGCCAAGUUGUCACUUCUUUUUUUUUUUUCCCUAUAAGAUGACCAGUAAGGGGAUCUGAACCCUUGACUUGGUGUUCUCAGCAUCAUGCUUACCCAGUGAGCAAACUGGCCAUCCCUAUAUGGGAUCCGAACCUAUGGCCUUGGUGUUAUUGGCACCACACUCUCCUGAGUGAGCCAUGAGCCGGCCCCCCAAGUUGUCACUUCUGAAGGGCAGGAGUCACAUGAUUAGAUGAGAAAAGGUCAGAAAGUAUGAAUAUAUUUCCACUGUAAAUGAAUAUAUGGCAUGACCAUUUGAGUGUAGAUUGUAGGAAUGGUAGAAAUGAGGAAUUUCUUUCAACUCAGGAAAGGAGAUACUCAAAUAGAAACUGAAGGUAUUGCUGUAAGAAAUGGACCUUGUAGAGAGCUGUUUAUACUUGGACGUCAUAGGAAGCUCUAACCUAGUAAUAAAUGGGAACUGGUCCUCGGUUUUUCUUGUUCAGGGAUGAUUUUAUCAGGGCUCUCAUAUACAGGCAAAUACUAGCCACUGAACUCAUUUGACAUUUCACGGGAGAUUGAUUUGUUAAACAGAAAGUCAAUUUGUUAUUUUUCCAUAUGGAAUAUCUUUUCUAGAUCCAAAGAAAUAAUUUGCUGUCUACUUUCCAUCAGUCUAUCUGUCCCUCCCUCCAUAGCUGGCUUGAGUAGCUUCCUUUAUGAAAAGAUGUAAGCCUUUGUAGGUUGACUGCUUUUAGAUGGCAUUUUCAGGAAUAGAGUGAUAGAUUACCUCCCUUCUCCAUAUCCCCCUUUGCAAAUGUUACCUUCUUUUGCUAUAGUCAAAGGUUAUGCUUGGCUGCAAGCUGCAUUUUAGAAAAAUACCAGUGAGCUAGAAGUUGAUGACUUUAAGCUAGGAUAGUCAAGCAGCACUGUCACUUUUUGAAGUGGCCUAGAGGAAAGAGACUAUGAGCUAAGAAAAAGAGCCUCAGUUAGUAGAGUCCCAGGUUUAUUUAAACAGUGAAGAGGUUUGGGAACCACAGGAUGGGUCCAUCAAUCAAGAGAGCAAGGAGAAACAUCCCUGGAGGGCCAGACUGCUGCCUGGAAUGUGAUGUUUGUGGCCUGAGUGCUUUAUCUCAUAGCUACAUUGCAAGUGAUAGAUGAUUGAUAGUUGAAUCCAUGGGCUGUUUUUGGAUAUCUGGCAAAAGGAACUGGUCCUUGAGAUCUGUUCUUGAGAUUGAGAGGAAAAUAACCAGGUCAAGGGGGAGAUAAAAGAGACUGAGCUUUCUCACAUUAAGUAGUCCUGUAUAUUAAGCUGGGACCAAGUAGAUUUUGUUAAUCUCACAUAUUUGUAAUUACUGGCCUGCAUGGAACUCCUUUUGUCUGGGGCAUAUUGAGCCGUCUGAACAUGCUAGGGAACUGAAAAUGUUUUGCAUGGUGCUGGGGGCUACCUUAAGAAUUAAUGUUGGAGAGGUGAACACCUAAAUCACUAAGGCCAUUGUAAGAGAGAUUGAACUUCUUCCUUGCCAGUGGAAGGCAGUUAGGAGUUUAAAGUAGGGGUAUAUGUAUGAUUGAUUUGCAUUCUGACAAGGUCAUUGGCAGCAUGGGAAGAAUUAAGGACAGGUGAAAUAGAAGUCAGGAAAACUAGAUAGACCAGCAGUUCCUAAAUGGGAGUCUGUGGACUAGUGAAAGUCCACAACAUUUCUACAAAUUUGAAAUGAGAAAAUGAAAAUGUACUAGAAAUCUACAUAUAGAGAUGGAGCUAUAUAUGUCCACAUAGGAUGACCCACAAUUCUUGGAAACUUACACUGAAGUUGUCCUUUCUCCUGGCAUUAAUAUUGUUCUUCAUGAAAUAGUCAUGAGAAUUAUAAGCUUUUGUUAGUUAUGCUUUGUUUUUUAAUGCCCUUUAUUGGAAAAUAAAAAAUGGCCAUGCUAUAUUUCUGUCUCCUCCCCCGGCAUUCAUGUUUUAAAAAUUGUUCUGUGAAAUCAGAACGGCAGCUAACCAGUAUGAUAAGCUUUUCUGGAUUAGCUUUGGAAAAUUGAGGUUAGUGGAUUUUGAACAAUUUUGGAACAACUAAGAACUGGUAGGCCCUGCAGUCAGAGUACCUUGGGGCAAAAGGCCCUGCUUUUUCUGGGAUAUUGGGGGCCAGAGUGAACUCCAUUAGGCCCUAAUGAAUGAGAGAGAAGUAGUGUGAUUGGACAAGAGCUUUGGAUUUAGGAUCUGGGCCACAGUUUAAAAUUCUCAAGAGGGAUGACUGGAACCAUCAAGAACCCUUCUUGAAUAAUUGACAUUGUGUGAUUGUGUUUUAUGUCAACUGUGUAAUUUGUAUCUCUCAGAUUGUUGCACUGCAAUAAAGAUAUGUUCUUAAAAGGACUCUGAAUGUGUUAAGAAGAGGGUGCUGUGGAAAAAGUCUACUUUAAAGAGUGAAUCAAAGCAAAGUUGGCUGGAGUCACGCUUAGAAAUCUACAGUUUGGGCGCUCCUCUGGAGUGUCCAGUUUGGUUACAUGACUGAAAUCUCAAUAUCCAUUUGUGAUGGCAUCAAUAACUCUUCCUGCUUCUGGCAACCUUGAGUAUCCUUGUGGGGUGUAAUGUGUAAGAGGCAAAGGGGUGGUGGGAGGGCUGGUUGUAGACAAUGCUCAGAGUAAGUUGUUUAUGUGGCUUACCCUUUGUUAUUGAAGCCCAUAAGAUAUUUGAUGCCUCCCUUAUGUGAGCAGUGAGCCUAAUAUGGAGAACAGGGCAGUCCAGAAAGUCCUCGUUUCAAUAAUAAAAAUAACAGUAGUAACACUACCAUUUAUUGAGCACUUACUGUGAACCAGGUGUUAUGUUAUGGACUUUAUAUACUUUAUCUCAGUCCUACAAUAACAGUGAGUGAAGGGGUUGUUAAGUGGCAGCUUUUUACAGGUGAAUACAUUGGGACUUACUGAGAGGUCAGAAUUCAAACCCAGAGAGUGACUCCAGGAUCCACACGUGAUCACAGUGUAUCCACCUCCCUUAUUCACCUACCUUUCUUGGUACUUUGUACCCUGUAUACCCAGUGUCUGUUCCACCAUUGUAUCUUGGCAGUAGAUAAAUUUGUUUUGUUUUUAUAGGUUCACAGCUGGAAGGACUUUUGCUUUUGGUCUCAGAUGAGACUUUGGACUUUGGAUUUUAAGUUGGUGCUGGAACAAGCUAAGACUUUUGGGACUGUUGGGAUGGAAUAAUUGUAUUUUGUAUGUGAGAGUGAUAUGAGUUUUGGGGGUGCAGGGGUGGAAUGAUAAGAGUUUGGAUGUGUAGUCCCCCCAAAACUCAUGCAGAAAUCUCAUCCCCAAUGUGGCAGUGCUGGAAGGUGUUUGAGUCAUGGGGACCGAUCCCUCAUGAAUGGAUUAAUGCUCUCCCUGGGGGAGGAGGGGUAGUGAGUGGGUUCUCGCUGUAUUAGUUACCACGAGAGCUGGUUGUUUAAAAAGACCCUGGUACCUCCUCUCUCUCUUGCUUCCUCUUGCCAUGUGAUCUGCUUGUACCUGCUGGCUGCCUGCUGCUUUCUGCCAUGAGUCGAACAGCCUAAGGCCUGUUCCAGAUGCAGCUGUCCCAGAAUUGUAAGCCAAAUAAACCUCUGUUCUUUAUAAAUUACCCAGUCUCAGGUAUUUCUGUUAUAGCAACACAAAACAGACUAAUACAUACCCUAAGCUAGGAUCUUCGAGGUCAGGAAUUCCAAGCUUCUCUUUCCUACUCCUGUCUCUGCACCACUAAAAUACCUCCCGUGA